This is a messenger RNA of Aspergillus thermomutatus, 1311 nucleotides long. Its product is annotated as MCT family MFS transporter. NCBI's taxonomy places the organism in Eukaryota, Fungi, Ascomycota, Eurotiomycetes, Eurotiales, Aspergillaceae. The record is from RefSeq and is a predicted model, not a curated record. Gene Ontology annotation, cellular component: fungal-type vacuole membrane. Gene Ontology annotation, biological process: transmembrane transport. Gene Ontology annotation, molecular function: transmembrane transporter activity. Bases 1 to 1311 code for a protein of 436 amino acids. The transcript has 3 exons.
AUGGCGACUCAGCAUGAACUGGUGGAUGAGACAGAGUCUUCUGUGACUAUGGCGCGAGCUUCCGGGGAAAGACAAUUCGAGGAAGGAGAGAAGCAUGCCAAGGCCUGUCCAGAUGACGAGUUUCCCGAAGGAGGAUGGAGAGCUUGGAGUGUAGCCAUCGGCAAUGCCGGUGUGAUGUUCUGUACUCUUGGCCAUGUGAAUACUUGGGGUGUUUACCAAGCGUACUACGCGGUUAACCAGCUCCAUGAUCACUCUCCCUCGGCGAUUGCCUGGAUCGGGUCACUGCAGUCAUUUUCCAUCUUCGCUGCCGGACUGGUCGGAGGCCCGUUAUUUGAUCGGUAUGGAGCAAAGGUGAUCAUUCCCUCUGCGAUAGUGUACCUGUUCAGUAUCUUCAUGACCAGCCUGUGCAAGGAAUACUGGCAGUUCAUGCUCGCCCAAGGAGUCCUGGGAGGACUCGCCAACGGAUUCACCAUGGCCCCAUCCAUGGCCGCAACACCGCAGUACUUCAAAGAAAAGCGAGGCGCCGCCAUGGGCGUCGCCAUCGCCGGCUCAUCACUGGGAGGCGUCAUCCUGCCUAUCGCCGUCAACCGAUUCCUCACACGCACCAACCUAGGCUUCGGCUGGUCCGUCCGCAUCAUCGCGUUCCUAAUCAUGGGCGUCCUACUCCCCUCCUGCCUAGCGAUCAAGGCGCGUCUGCCCCCGCGGAAGAGCCACUUCCUCCUCCCGGUCGCCUUCAAGGAACCCGCCUACGCCCUGCUCGUCGCGUGCAUGUUCUUCCUGUUCCUGAGCAUGUUCCCGCUCCUCUUCCUCAUCCCCAGCUACGCCCUCUCCCAGGGAAUGAGCACCUCGCUCGCCUUCUACACCCAGUCCAUCCUCAACGCCGCCUCGUUCCCCGGCCGCGUCGUCCCAGCCAUCCUCUCCGACAAGCUCGGGAGGCAGAACGUCCUCGCCGCGGCGGGCAUCAGCAGCGGGAUCCUGGCGCUGUGCUGGCAGCGCGUGCAGGGCAACGCGGGGAUCCUCGUCUUCGCUGCGGUGUACGGGUUCUGCUCCGGAGCGAUCAUCUCGGGGACGUCGGUAAGUCUGGCGUCGGUGCCCAAGGAUCCGAAGAACAUCGGCACGUAUAUGGGGAUGGGGAUGGGGGUGGGGUCUCUUGCGGCUUUGAUCGGGCCGCCGAUCAGCGGUGCCUUGGUGGAUCGGUAUCAUGGGUUUUCUCAGAUGGCUGAUUUCUGUGGCGUCAUUUGUCUGUUUGGUGGGGGGUUGGCGCUUGUCGUUAAGGUUGUGUCUGGGAAUUCCCUGCUUUCGAAGUCGUAG